AUGGCCGAAUCGGUCCCGCUACGUAUCGGUGGCGUCCAGAGGCGUGGUAGAUUCGUCGUUGAGGAGGCGGUGGAUUCCGAAGGCGUAGCAGCGUCCCACAUCUACCACACCAGAGUCUCCUACCGUGACUGUUGCGGUGAUGGUUCCGGAAGCGUCUGUUGUGAUGCUUCGGUGAAGUCUACGGCCA
This is a messenger RNA of Perkinsus marinus ATCC 50983, 187 nucleotides long. RefSeq lists its product as hypothetical. NCBI's taxonomy places the organism in Eukaryota, Perkinsozoa, Perkinsida, Perkinsidae. The annotation marks the transcript as partial. The record is from RefSeq and is a predicted model, not a curated record. The transcript has a single exon.